AUGGCCACGACCACCUUCAUGACCACCACCACAGCCACCAGCACCUCCACGGCCACCACCCUCUCUGUACCCAGCACCCCUGCACCCACCACAUCAGCACCCGCUACAAAUACCACCACCUCGGCACCCACCACCUCCAAGACCACCACCACGACCACCACCACAACCACCACCACGACGACCACCACCACUUCUGCCAACAAGGUCACCACGCGUCCACCCACCACCACCACGCCAGGGACCUGCGACAACGGUGGCACCUGGGUGGACGGCCACUGCCAGUGCCUCCCCCAUUUCACGGGUGACAAAUGCAACGACGUCGUCGACACCAUCGAAACGAACGCCG
Messenger RNA from Eurypyga helias (sunbittern), 346 nucleotides. RefSeq names its product integumentary mucin C.1-like. NCBI's taxonomy places the organism in Eukaryota, Metazoa, Chordata, Aves, Eurypygiformes, Eurypygidae. The transcript has 2 exons. The annotation marks the transcript as partial. The record is from RefSeq and is a predicted model, not a curated record.